Molecule: messenger RNA, 2118 nt
Organism: Dovyalis caffra
Lineage: Eukaryota; Viridiplantae; Streptophyta; Magnoliopsida; Malpighiales; Salicaceae
Source: the annotation of a GenBank genome assembly
AUGAGUAAUUGGUUGGGGUUUUCUCUGACUCCACAUUUGAGAUUUGAUGAUGGCUUCGAUAGAGAAGACCAAGCUACUAGUUUCUCUGUCAUGCCUCUGCGUUCUGAUGGAUCUCUUUGUGUCGCUGAUCCCUUUAGACGCCAAGCUAAUGGUGCUCCAGAUUGGAGAUAUGAGAACACCAUGGAUGGAUCAGGUAGUCCAAGUGAGGAUGGUCCAAAGCUUGAGGAUUUCUUGGGGUGUUACUCAAACUCACCUUCUGAUGAGACGAAAGUUUAUUGCCAGCGAGAAGAUCACCACACUCACCAAAACCAUGCUAAUAGAAUCAAUGUUAAUCUAGCACCAAGCUUCAACACCAACGUAGAUAUAGAAACUGGGGAGAACAGUCUCACAAGCCAUUCUUCUUUAAUUCAAAGUUACCAUUUCAAUGACAAUCCACAAACCCUAAUCCCUAGUGACAGCCUUCAGCACUGUGAUUCAAACCCCAGCCAUAGCCACAACCAUAACCAUGAAAGUGGCAUGUACCAUGGGCCUUUUGAGAGUGCCAGUUCAGUUUCUGGGUUCAAGUCGUGGCUUAGGCAGACGACACCAUUUUCUUCUUGUGGGAAGUCUCCAAAUGAAGCGGACAAUGGCAAUUUUCAAUCAUUAUCACUCACAAUGAGUCCUAGUUCUCAGAAUGGAUUGGCUGCUAUGUCUCCUUUGCAAGUGGUUGAUAACCGUAAAAGGCCAGUUGCAAAAUCAGUUGUUAAAGAAUCAGUUUCUCGUAAAUCUAUCGACACAUUUGGACAGAGAACUUCACAAUAUCGAGGUGUAACAAGGCAUAGAUGGACUGGGAGGUAUGAGGCCCAUUUAUGGGACAAUAGUUGCAGGAAGGAAGGACAGACAAGGAAAGGAAGGCAAGGCGGAUAUGACAAGGAAGAAAAGGCAGCAAGGGCUUAUGAUUUAGCUGCCUUGAAGUAUUGGGGUUCAACAACGCAUAUCAAUUUCCCUUUGAGCACUUAUGAGAAAGAGCUUGAAGAGAUGAAGCACAUGACCAGGCAAGAAUUUGUAGCCAAUUUGAGAAGGAAAAGUAGUGGGUUUUCAAGGGGAGCUUCCGUGUACAGAGGAGUGACAAGGCAUCAUCAACAUGGAAGAUGGCAAGCUAGAAUAGGAAGGGUUGCUGGAAACAAGGACUUGUACCUUGGAACAUUUAGCACACAAGAAGAAGCUGCGGAGGCCUAUGACAUUGCAGCAAUUAAAUUCAGGGGUACCAGUGCUGUUACAAAUUUUGGUAUAAGUAGGUAUGAUGUAAAGAGAAUUUGCUCAAGCUCAACACUCAUUGCUAGUGACCUAGCUAAACGUUCAUCGAAAGAUUCGGCUCCAAUGGCUCUUGAGGAUCACAAUUCUUGUGCUUCGUCAGCAUCUCCUCAGCCCCUGCGUGCCAUAGCAAGCAGUGAAGCCUCCGAUGAAUUGAAUGACAUGGUGUGGAGUGCAAAUACAGAGGAACAUCAACAGCAACAAAGUAUUGACGACAAUAACAAUGAUGUAACAUUGAUGGCUUCAAGUAGCAGGAAUUCCUCCAAUGCUGCUAGUCCAAAAUGCUCGGUUGGUUUAGGAGCCAGUGAUUUUGGCCGUUGCGGCGGAAGCGGCUCUCAGGUUUACUUCCCGUUGCAGGGUGCAAAGUAUGAAGAUGGUGAUAAUGGAAAUGAUAACGGAAGUAAUGACCAGAGUAUCGGUAGCCUUGAUUUGGUGCAUGAGAGAAGGAAGAAAGAGAGGAAAGAAUCCAAGCCUGACCGUUUGCAGGGGUGCCUUAAAUUGCGUGCCUUUAGCCUUGUUGCAGUUGUUCUUGGAUCUUUUUAUUCAGUGCCAGGACCACUCCUCUUUAUGGCGCGUAGCCCUCUGAUAAUCCUGUCUAAUAAGGACAAUGAAAAGCCGCUGUUCAAUUGUCCUCAAAAUAGUGGACAGACAUCUAAAGUCGUAUUUGAACACUGUGGAGAUACACCUAAAAAGUACCGUGCAUUGGCAUUUUUGAUUCGAAGCUCCCCUGCUGGCCCAGAGGAAUAUGCACGGACUGAGAUGGCGUUAGCAGUGCCAGUAAGAAAAUUUAAAGAUGGAUUCGAAGCAGAAGGGGGACCCACGUAA